Messenger RNA from Talaromyces proteolyticus, 1689 nucleotides. Its product is annotated as putative pantothenate transporter. Gene Ontology annotation, molecular function: transmembrane transporter activity. The transcript is spliced from 8 exons. Bases 1 to 1569 code for a protein of 522 amino acids. Gene Ontology annotation, cellular component: membrane. Gene Ontology annotation, biological process: transmembrane transport. Lineage: Eukaryota; Fungi; Ascomycota; Eurotiomycetes; Eurotiales; Trichocomaceae. The record is from RefSeq and is a predicted model, not a curated record.
AUGUCGAUCACUAACACCGAUAUCUCAUAUUCCGAUAAAAACCCCUUUCUUGAUCCAGAGGUCGCAGAGUACUGGCGGUUAACAUAUGAAAAGUCACAGUAUGAAUGUCGACAUGUGUUUGAUCCAGCUUUGACAUGGUCUGAGGAAGAGGAGAGAAAAUUGGUUCGGCGACUAGACUGGAGGGUUUGUUUAUGGGCGUGCGUGAUGUUUUUUGGACUGCAAGUGGAUCGAGGCAAUCUAACCCAAGCCGUAUCUGACACAUUUCUUGACGACCUUAAAUUGAAUACGAAUGACUACAAUUGGGGAAACACAGUCUUUCGGCUUGCUUUUUUGUUUGCCGAAUUACCUUCACAGCUUGUAUCGAAAAAGAUCGGGCCAGAUCGGUGGAUUCCAACUCAGAUUGUCCUAUGGUCAAUCGUCGCCAUCUCACAAUGCGCAUUGACUGGUCGGCGCUCUUUUCUUGUCACACGAGCUUUACUAGGUGUUCUCGAAGGGGGUUUUAUUCCCGACAUUGUGCUAUGGCUGUCCUAUUUCUACACUUCUAGAGAGUUACCCAUCCGCCUGAGUUUCUUCUGGGCGACAUUAUCUUUCACUUCAAUUGUUACUUCGCUGCUGGCUUUUGCCAUUUUUCAUCUUAGCGGUGUUCAUGGCUGGGCAGGUUGGCGAUGGUUAUUUCUCAUCGAAGGAUUAAUUACUCUCGCUGUUGGUUUGGUAUCGUUUUUCAUGAUGCCUGCCUCCGCUGUUCAGACCAAGACAUGGUUCCGUCCUCAUGGAUGGUUCAACGAUCGCGAGGUCGCUGUUGUUGUGAAUCGAGUCCUACGAGACGACCCUUCCAAAGGGGACAUGCAUAAUCGCCAAGCAAUUACACCACAAAGACUAUGGGAUGCAGCAACAGAUUAUCAUCUGUGGCCAUUGUAUCUUAUCGGCUUCUUAGCAUAUAUCCCACAAUCACCUCCUAGUACAUAUAUUACGUUAACGCUACGUUCAGUCGGAUUCAGUAAAUUUUCCACAAAUUUACUAACAAUUCCAUACAACGUCCUUCACAUAGGGACCCUACUCCUUUUAACACGGCUCUCCGGAUGGUUGAAUGAAAAAACCUUAGUGGCCAUGUUACAAGGGAUAUGGACUUUGCCUUGUAUCAUCGCCUUACGUUUUUGGCCCAAUGUCAUUGAUGACGCAUGGGGCACGUAUGCAUUGGUUACGGUGUUACUCAGUUAUCCUUAUUGCCAUGCGAUUCUUGUCGGAUGGACAUCUACAAACUCUAACAGUGUUGGGACGCGCUCCGUCUCUGCCGCACUAUACAAUAUGGCUGUCCAAGUUGGCGACAUUGGUGCGUUUUUCGUCUAUCGCGAAGAUGACAAACCAAAAUACCAUCGCGGAAACACUAAUCUAUUAAUCAUCAACAUCGUUGUUAUUUUCGUCUUUCUCGGAACAAAACUAUACUAUGUUUAUCAGAAUCGGCGAAGAGAUCGUAUUUGGAAUGCCAUGACUGGUGAUGAAAGAAACAACUAUAUCAAAACGACCAAGGAACGUGGAAGUGCGAGGCUAGAUUUCCGAUUUGUUCAUUGAAGUAGCAGGCACACUGAAGCGAAAGGGAGCGGAUAGCGCUAAAAAGGGAAUCCAGAGUCAUCAUCUAUGGAGUUUCACCAUUCGAACCGUUCCUUUGAUAGAUAGAUGUUUUUUGUAUAC